ACCGAGUCUUUUGCCGGGUGAACGUUCCGUUCCGGUGGCAACACUACUUCCCGUCGUUUCCCUUCCGCUAGAGGACUUGCCUGUGUGGGACUGUUUCUUUCUCGGGAAUGCUACCUCCUUUACAUAACCGAUCUCCGGAGAAGAAAUACCGUCCCGACGAGCUUAGUGGUGGCACCUUCCCGUACUCAUAUUUACUCUGCAUAUUUGUAGAUAAAUCGUUUAUCGAAGGAAAUGCAGAAGAAAAACUUGACCUAAUUUGUUAGUGCACUAACCCACCGAAAGCAAAACGCAAACCAACACCACCCACCACCACCUCUUGCGUGUGCAGCUCUGCAGCUCAACGCGGAAACACGGAGAAGGUCGAAGACGGCCAGCAGACGGUGUGCGGAGUAGUGACCGAUCCGCGGAGGAGUUUGCCAGUGGCAUAGUGCAGUGCUGCAACACCAAACCGUGCCGACAGUGUGCAGUUCAUUCAUAAAAUCCUUCUACACCAGCGCCGAGUGGUGGAUUCCUUGCCAGGUUCAUUAGAAGGAGCUGAGCGGAAAGUGUACAGAAGCCUGUAGCUUUAGCCGGUUGGAAAAUAAGGAAACGCUCAGCUCAAUACAGGAGUAAAGUACGACAGCGAGCCGACGUGUUAGUGCCAGCGUAACAUGUCCGAGCUUUCGAUCGAACCGAAACGGUUAAGUCCCAUCGACGAGCUGAUAUCGCCCACCGUUCGCGUGAUCCGGGAGGUGUACGAAGGUGAAAAUGCACACGAAAUGUUCCAGUCCGACCUCAACAAAGCACUGUUCGAUAAGGUGCGCUUCAUCGUCAUCGAGCCGACGCGGCUCGGCGAGGAAACGGAACGAUGGAUUGCGGUCGGCAACUGUCUGCACAAAACCGCCCUGAUUAGCGGGACCGCAUCGAUAGCAAUCAGUCUCAUCUGGCGGGAAAAGCUCACAAUCUACAGUGCUUCCUUUUGCGCCGUAUCGAUGUUCUGCACAAGCCUGUACGCCAUCUGCUGGACCUGCGAUCCGUGCGUCGAGUAUCAGGUGGAGCGUAAGCAGCGAAACCUCAUGAAAAUCCCCGUCCCGGAAGGAGCAUCCUCGCCGGUAGUGCUGGUGCACAAGGGCAAUCGGCUCGCCACGUACAGCCACCGAAUAGUGACCACCCUGGCGGCGUCCGUCUGCGUCUGGACCAUUUAUAGAGCGUUGAAAUAGGAGAACGAAGAAAGGAUUCAAAUCGAACGCAACGUUAGUGGUGGUGGUGGUGUUGAAGGCGUGCGUUCCAUAUUCCCCUGCCCUUGUGCUCGUUGUUACACUACUAACCGCUUCCGAUCGAAAAGAUGUUGGCAAAAAGAAACGUUAAACGUGUGCUGGCGGAGCAAAAACAAAACAACCACACUGCCACUAAACUGCAAAACACACACACGGUGGUGGGGUGGUGGGGUGAGUGGCGAUGAAGCGGAAACGAUCAAGCUGUAAUCAGCCAAGCGAGAAGCGCACGUGUGCAGCACCACCUUUUUAUCUGUUAGAUUAGGUGUUAGUAUAUCCUUUCCUUCCGAAAUCGUCGGAAUGUUAAAUGUAAUAAGAGAUGCAGGCAGGCGCUGUGUUGUUGCCGAUGGUUGAAGUGUUGGAGUGCUCAAAAGCGCAAAUCACAAUGCAACAUUGUUGUAGAAAUUGUUGGUGAAGAGUACGAAUUGUCCGCGCUCUAAUUGUGACUGAUAUUAUAUGUAUAUCGUGCUGCAGUUGAUGUCGCUUUCGGUCGGGGUCUGUUGUGUGCAUGGUGUGUGGAUUUUGUUUAGUAGUGUAGUAGUAGGACGCGCUCGGGCGAUAUCGACACGCUUGCCAAAGGAUCCUAGGAUGUCAUGAUCAAAGAUCGCAUCCAUGCUACACAACCACUUGUACUAGGGGGAGAAAAAAGGACGGACAUCAUGAAAAGGCGCGAAGAUAUGGGAUUGAGGAAAUUGUUUGCAUUUGUUUCUAUUAACACAAACCGGAAAGCAACACGUUAGGGCAGAGUUAGACACAUUUUGGCGUUUUAUUCUAGGUCAGUUUUCUUUUUGUUUUAGUGCGCUUUUAUUUUCUAUGGAUUCUUCGUUACAUCUCGAACUGUGUCUGUUUAAAACCUGUUUCGUAAAACCUAUUGUAAGAGAUGGGGCGGCGGCGGGAUGGGGUCAAAGGUACGUUCUAUGGGCGAGACUGGAGAAGGAAAAAAGACGCUUUUUUAGACUAUUGAAACGGCUACUGGUGAGGUGAGGGGGUGGAGAAAAUCGAAUAGAAAAGGCUGAUUAGGCGGCUCACACCCUCUAACACGUGCGAGACGAUAGAGACAGUGGGCGGCAGAGGGGGCAUGAUGAGGAGGAUGAAUAAGAAAAGAGAACUUAUAAAGCGAGAAAAGCAAUUUUAGCUGCAUUUAAGAAGAUAAGGAGCCAAAUAGUAGUAUUUCAAACGACAAUUUACCCCACACCACACGCACAUCGUGAGACGGCUGCGUCGUGUGCACCGAAAUGUUGUGUAGUGCUUGGCGGAAAGCUGAUAGUGAAAA
Messenger RNA from Anopheles gambiae (African malaria mosquito), 2526 nucleotides. It is a transcript of the gene Pmi, whose product is annotated as transmembrane protein 11 homolog, mitochondrial. Gene Ontology annotation, biological process: inner mitochondrial membrane organization. Gene Ontology annotation, cellular component: mitochondrial inner membrane. The transcript is spliced from 5 exons. Lineage: Eukaryota; Metazoa; Arthropoda; Insecta; Diptera; Culicidae. The record is from RefSeq and is a predicted model, not a curated record. The coding region runs from base 651 to 1199 and encodes 182 amino acids.